GGUCUGAAGGAGAUAGAAGAGGACUGUGUAUCUCUCUUCUCUUCUCUGUCCAACUGCUUUCCACCUCUCCGUCAUCUCUUAUCUCUCCUCCAUUUGUCUGUCUGGACUUCCCGUUUCCUGUACUGCUGGUACAUGACUGAUCCAGGGGAGGAUGUUGAAGUUCCGUGUGGACAGAAGAGUGAGUCAACAUGACCCCAGUGGACCAGCUGGACCAGCAGUGAGCCCGAUCCAGCUGGAAGAGCCUACAACAAUACACUCCUAUCUACAGCACUGUGAAGUGGAUAUGAAUGGGAAGGUGAAUACUACUGCUGAGAAGAUCACUCACUCCAAAAGUGCCAAUAUGGUGUCAGACCUGUCCCCAGAUGCCCAGCCUUAUACCCGGCCAUCCCAUACUGUCAGAGGUACUUCGAGAACGGCAGCUACGUUUGGCAAGCGGUCCAACUCUAUGCGCAGGAACCCCAAAGCAGAAGUCAACAAACAGGGAUGGCUAUGUAAGCAGGCCAGCAGUGGAGUGAAGCAAUGGAACAAGAGGUGGUUUGUCCUCACUGACAGGUGUCUUUUCUACUACAAAGAUGAGAAGGAGGACACGGUGUUAGGGAGUUUGCCGCUACCAAGUUUCCGAAUCGGAGAAGUGGAGCCUUCAGAUAACAUCACCCGCAAGUUUUCCUUUAAGGUGAGGUUGCACAAGGAAGAGGGUGAGGAUGGGGAAUUGAAGGGUCCUGUUGUGUUUUGCAUGCAGGCGGAGCACACUGGUACCAGGACAUACUACUUCAGCGCAGACAGUCGUGAGGAACAGGAAGAAUGGAUUAAAGCCAUGAGCAGGGCUGCAGAGGUCCAAAGUCAGCCAGCGCAGAGAACAAACCCUGACACCACGGAGGAUCUCAGCCACACCAUGGUGACCAAGGCUCCUAACACACAAAAAGAACAGCAUCCACACACACAAAUACACAGUGAAACAGACAAUGACCUCCCCCUCUUGACUAAGAUCAACGGGGUCAGCAACCUGAAAAAAAACCCACCCUCCAUCCCCUGCUCUGAUCAAGAGGGGAAAAACAGUGAUGGAAGACAAGGUGAAUUUGGAGGAGAAGGUAAAGAUGAAUGAGGAGGACCUAGACCUGACCACGCCUCUCACCCAAGUCACCAUCCAAAUGGCUGGGGCAACUAUGGCCCUUGCAAUAGCGUGCCACACAACAGCAAUAGCAAACCCCCACCAUCCAGGAGUCACAGUGGACCCCGAGCCCCUCAGGGAUGCCCAGAGGGGGGUCUCAGCCCGUCACAUGACCCUAGGGAGCAGCAGGAAAAUGUGGUGCUGAGGAGGGGCUUUGUUCCCAGGACAGCUCCAGAGAGGGUAGCCCAGAGGAAGAGCUCCAUGGCCCAGCUGCAGCAGUGGGUCAACCAGCGGCGGGGUAUGGCCUCCCAGGAGGACAUCAACAGCCCAUCUCGUUACUACCUAGUGAACCAUGGGGUCUCAGGUGACUACUACGGCUACCCUGGUGGCCCCCAGAUUAUGGAGGAGUACCCUCUGUACCCACCGGGGGUCCGACCUGACAGUAUCUGCUCUGUCUCUGCUGUGGGGGGAUACGACCGACACUGGACUGUCGAGGAGAAACGUCACUCGCUAAGGGAUAGACCCCACCACCUGCAUGGACCUCCAAUGUCCAGGGACCAAUGGGGACCACCGUACUAUGGUGGAAUAGAAACAUCAAUGAGACGUCUGUCCAUCCAGCCCCGCUCCAGGUCUGUGCCCAGGUCGCCGUCCUCAUCAUCUGGGGGGCCCUACUCACCGGUGCCACCGAGCUUUGUCUCCCCGGCUCGAUCGCCAUCUGCCCGCUUUGACAGGUUCCCAGGACGGAUGAGGGAUGAUGUGAUCUAUGCUGAUCCAUCUGUCUACAGCCUGAGGAGAUCCCUCAGCUCACCCAAGUAUGACUAUCCCGGUGAUAGAAGGUCCUUAAGCCAAGGAUUAUUCCACUACAACUACCCUGUAUCCCCUUCGUUCCACAAUAAAAUGGUGCCUCCUUUCCAUGAUGUAUACAGCAGAGAGCUACAUCCCACACUGAAGCUCAAUGAGAUUGAAACCAGUAAACUCUUGGGCCGGCUGUGUGAGCAGAACCGAAUUUUGAAAGACCAUGAGGCUGUUGUCCACAGACUAAGAAUGGACAAGGACAGCUUAGAGGAAGCGUUGGUGGGAACACAUCAGGAGAUGGAGCUGUUCCAUAACCAGCCUUUGGCCAUGGAAAAGCUACGGUUCAAAAAGGAAACUCUGCAGAACCAGCUCAUCAACAUCAGAGGGGAGCUCUCCCAGGCCUCCAGUGCAUUAACUACCACUCGUAUGGAGUUUGAAGCAUUAGAAGAUGAGGCCAACGCCAUUCAUGGAGAUCUAUGGGAGCAGCUUAAUGCAGGAGGACAGAGUGAACUGGUUCGUAGGCAUAUCCAGAAAGAGUUUUGGAGAGUCCAAGAUGUAUUAGAGGGCCUGCACAAGAGUAACUUAUCCAGAGGCACUGACACAACCAAGCACAGAGUGGCCAGCGGUGCAUCAGGCUCCUUUAGCACCAAUAGUCCAGCCAGUCCCUUGAGCUCAGUAAGCCUCACCAGUCCACUCAGCCCCUUCUCCCCAGUACUCGGCUCCCAGGCCUCCCCCACCAAACGGCUGGGCCCGGAGCCCAAGUUUGGAGAACAGAACAAUGUCAGUGAUGUGCAAGACCAGGUCCAGGACAGACAAUCCAUCAUGAAUAAAGUUGGCAUUGUCCCACCUAGAACAAAGUCCCCCACCGAUGAAUCACACAGCAGCUCUGCUGGAGUUUCCUGCCCUCAUGGCAGAGUGCCCGAUGGAAUCUCCAGGGAGCGUCCAAAGAGUGCUGUAUUUCCUGCAGAGGUGAAGUCAAAGAUGAGCGUGGAGGAGCAGAAUGAGCGAAUCCGACGCAACAAGAGCAACUCUGUGAGGGACAAGAGGCGGAGUCUAAACCUCUCAGGGGGCCAGUCUCCAGCCAACUACAAAGUGAUUCGUAGGCGUCUAACAGCUCACGAGAUCGACAUUAAAGACUUGGAGGCAGCGGUUCGAGGCCAGGGACAGGAGUCACCUCGGGAAGAAAUCGCUCGCCUAAGACGGUUAAAGGUUGAACCCUAUGACCUGGACAUUAGCAAAGAGCUGAUGACUCCUGACAAGGUUCUUAUUCCGGAGCGCUACGUGGACGAGGAGGAUAACACUCCUCUUAGCCCAGAGGAACAGAAGGAGAAGCAGAAGAAACUGGAGCGGAUCAAGACCCUCAUUGCCAAAUCAAACUUGCAGAAUAUGGUUCCUAUCCUGGACGGCCCGGCAGAGGGGGGAACUCCAGUCAGCUCCCAGCAGCAGUUGCAGGAGCAGGAGAAACGCAUUGAGAUCUCCUGUGCCCUGGCUGCUGAGGCCUCUCGUCGCAGCCGCCUUCUCUCUGUCCAGUGCGCCCCCAGUCCCCCCACCUCCCCGACCAGCCUGGCCCCUCCCCCUUCCUCUGCUGACUUCCCCAACUCCGCCCACAUCAUGAAGGUGUGAGUCAUACAAGCUCAAGCCCUGGCUGCUGUCAAGUUUGAUGGAGCAUCUUUCUAAGGAUUCAAUGGACAUACUGAAUAAUGAAGACGAUCCCGGACAAGUGUUUUUUUUUUUGCACCUUAAGGUGGUUCCUAGGAGGCAAGAGCAAAUUUAUAACCUAAAUGGGAGCUAUUAUGACUUUUAAGUUUAACCGCCCCACUGCCCCCAACUCCAGUUCAUCAACUCAUUAAUGUCUCCUGUUAAAGGCUCCAGAUAUCUUACCAGCUUCAAGGUGUAUAAUAUUUCUACAACCCCAAAUCCAAAAAAGUUGGGACGCUGAGUAAAACAUAAAUAAAAAUUUAAUGCAAUGUUUGCUAAUCUUUUUUUUACACCUUUAAUCAGUUGAAUACAGUACAAAUACAAGAUAUUCAACGUUCAAACGUUUUUUAUUUGUGAAUUUACACUCAUUCUGAAUGAGUGAUGGCUGCCACACGUUUUUUUAAACAACACUCAGUAAGUGUUUGGGAACUGAGGACUUCACUUUCACUUUGCAUGGUAGAGUCUUAACUUCCUUUUUUAGAUGCAGUGAUGAACUGUGUUUACUGGCAGUGUUUUUUCAAAGUGUUUCUGAGCCCAUACAGUAAUCUAAUUUAUGAUUUUCAGCCCUGCCCAAUAAGUGGAAAGAUUUCUGUGGAUUCUCUUCAUCUUUUGAUGAUGUUAUGGAUUGUAGAUGGUGAAAUAUGUAAAUUUUGCAACUGUGCAUUGAAAAAGAUAAGACUAUUUGCCCACACAGUUUUUCACAGUGGUAAAGCUCUGUCUGUUCUUGCUUGUGAAUGACUGAGCCUUUCAAGAAUGCAAUCAUACCCAAUCAUGAUACUUUGAUCUGUUACUAAGUACCUGUUUACCUGUGGAAUGUUCCAGGUGUUUUUGAGCAUUUCACAACUCUCUCAGUCUUUUGUUGCUACUCUCUCAACUUUUGUUUGACCUGUUGAGGGCAUCAGUUUCAGAAUGAGUAUACAUUUACAAAAAACAUUUAUAUUUAUUAGUUUGAACAUUAAAUAUCUUGUCUUUA
Molecule: messenger RNA, 4574 nt
Organism: Epinephelus lanceolatus (giant grouper)
Lineage: Eukaryota; Metazoa; Chordata; Actinopteri; Perciformes; Serranidae
Gene: plekha6
Product: pleckstrin homology domain containing, family A member 6
Source: RefSeq, a predicted model, not a curated record